AUGGAUUACCAAUGGAAUGGUGAUCUUGGAUUAUCAGGUCCCUCGGGAGUUGAUGGAGAGAAGGGUCCUCGAGGUCCUAAAGGAGAUGAGGGAAUUCCUGGAUUACCGGGAGACAAAGGAGAGCCAGGAGAAAUGGGAUUAUCGGGACCUCCUGGCAUCGAUGGUCGGAAAGGAGACUCAGGAUUGUCUGGUCUACAGGAUAAUGUUGUGCAAAUGACAAUUUUACCAGGGCCACCCGGUCCUCAGGGCUUACCCGGGCCAAUUGGUCCUCCAGGAUUCGAUGGGACUAAGGGUGAAUCGGGAUUAAAUGGCAUAAACGGUGAAAAAGGUGAUGCUGGUGUAAAUGGGGAACGAGGUCUUCCUGGCUCACAGGGAAGCACAGGCUCCAUGGGCCUCCCAGGUUUACCUGGUCAAAAGGGUGACAGGGGAAAACCCGGUGAACCAGGGUUAGAAGGUUUCACAGGAUUGAAGGGCCAGAGAGGAGACCACGGUGAAAAAGGAGAUAAGGGAGAGAGAGGGAAUCCAGGUAAAAAAGGACUGAAGGGACUGAAGGGAGAACAAGGUCCUCCUGGGUUAGACCAGCCUUGUCCCGUGGGUGAAGAUGGCAUGCCGAUUCCAGGAUGUUGGCACAAGUGAUUACUUUAACCAGCGAGCUAGGAAUGUACA
Molecule: messenger RNA, 666 nt
Organism: Callorhinchus milii (elephant shark)
Lineage: Eukaryota; Metazoa; Chordata; Chondrichthyes; Chimaeriformes; Callorhinchidae
Product: collagen alpha-1(XXIII) chain-like
Exons: 13
Coding region: 1-636 (211 amino acids)
Source: RefSeq, a predicted model, not a curated record